UUUUUUUUAAAACCUACAGGUGAAAUUUCGUUAAUUGCCCACAAAAUGUGGAGCGGGUCAGAAAGUUUUGGAUAUUAUGUAGAUGAGACCAGGAAAAGAUAUUGUCCGAAAAAAAUCAAAUUUAUGUAAGCCUUUAACGAGUUGUUUGUCAACCAGAAUGCUUUAUGAAUGCCAAAAGCCGAGGAGUUUGGCGUGGUGUGGUGCACACGCUCUCACCUGCACCGGGCGCGAGAUGCUGAUCGAGCUCGCAAUCAACUGGCGCGACAAGGACUCGCAUGUUUCCUGUGCAGAAUUACCAAAAAAAAACAUCAUCAUGAAAAUUAUUUUUGUGACUCUCUUGGUGUGCUUAUUGGCCUUUGUCAUUGUGUCUGCCGUACCAAUUGAUGAGACAGUCGUUGGGGAUGUUUACGAAGCGGACAAUUUCAACCCACAAGAUCCUAAUUCCUUCUUUAAGCUCAAAAAACUCAAGAAGCUUCUUCUUCUCGGUUGAGCUUACACCUCUUUUUCCAUAGAGGCUUUCCAAUUUCUAUAAUAAUCAGUCAAAACUCACCGCCAAUGAUCAGCAAAGAUGAACCACUCAUUUCAACACUAUCUUCCGACAGUAUAAUCAACUGCCAUUGAACUUCUUAUGGGGCCACGGGCAGAUUCACUGUAACUACACUCUUACCGCAAAAAGAUGUCAAUUAAUUUGGAGAUCAAAACUCACAAACUAUGUUGCAAAAAUGAUCAUGAAAUCAUUUUUCCAUAUUCAUUUUAUUUACCAAUUCUUUUUUUAAAGUAGUUAUUAGGUAAUCUUUGUAUGUAUAUAAUUUAAAUAAUAAAGAGACAAAAUGUUUUUUUUGUAAUAUACCCGAAA
Messenger RNA from Lutzomyia longipalpis, 856 nucleotides. RefSeq lists its product as uncharacterized. The transcript has 4 exons. NCBI's taxonomy places the organism in Eukaryota, Metazoa, Arthropoda, Insecta, Diptera, Psychodidae. The record is from RefSeq and is a predicted model, not a curated record. The coding region runs from base 83 to 490 and encodes 135 amino acids.